UGCAUUUAAGUGACGAUAGGUUUUAUCUGUUUGAAACUUAAUUUUUAGCAGUUUGUCUGUCACGAAUGCUUUAUUGAGAUACUGCGCGCGAUUUUCCACUUUGUUACCACUAUGCUCAUCCAGUAUGCUAUCAUGCUCCAGUCCGCAUGAGAGGCCAAUGCAUUAGUGUUAUUAGUGUAUUAUCAUUCUCAAAUGAUAUAUCAAUGCACGUUUAUUUUUUUACAAAAAUAGAAUAUAAUGUUUUAUGAAUACGUAAACAAAUAUUUCAUACAAACGUAUAUGAUUUCAUUUAGCUUUUACAUCUUUGUUUCUUGCGGGUUUUGUCACUUAUCACGAAUCGUAAGGUUUCUAUAAGUUCGAAGAUACCACAUACCGUACCUUUCAUAACCUCAAGAGGCUAUGAUUACGUCAAUUAAAGAUAAUGUUAUUCUGUCAUUAAAUUACUAAAAAGUUUUUUAAUAUGCAAUAUCGACACAGUUUCAUGAUGUUUUUUAUUCAACAUCGAUAUAUUCAUUGUAGUUCUGUAAAUUUAAAAAAUUAUUUUGCCAGACAAAGUAGGUUCAUGAAACGUAUGUUAAACAAUGAUCAAUCUAAAAGGAAAUGGUAUAAGGAAACGAUUACAACUACUAUGCCAAGUAAUUUUAUAUUGGAAAAACCUGAGAUUCAGUGUAAUAACCGCAGAAUGAAUGUUUUGAAUAAACUCUUUAUGGAAUAUAUAACAGAUUUGAUGUCCACUGGUGAAGUUGCAUCUAAAUUGGUUGGCAAAGGGAUUGAAAUAUCACAAGUAAAAGUAACACCACGAUUUGACUACCUUCGAGUAUAUUGGAUUACCAAGGGUGAUGUAAAGCAUGAUAAUGAAAUAGAGCAAGUUCUGCAUUCAUCAGCUGGCCACAUAAGACACGAAUUGACUCAACUCCGUAUAGUGGGCAUAGUCCCAGUGAUAACAUUUGUGAAAGACAAAAGAUUCUCAUUUCUAGCAGAAGUUGAAAGUAAACUAACGAUAGCAGAUUUUGGUGAUGAUUUCACACCUACCACAAACAUAUUAAAACCAGCUCAGGAAUCCAUAUUACACUUCAAACUUUCACCUCACAUUCGUUCUAAACUGAAAGACAUUGAAACAUCUGAGGAAAACAAGGACAAUGAAUUUGUUAUAAACCUGCCUCCAAUGCGAUGUGAUGUUUUUGGAUUAAACCAAUUCAAUAUUAUGUCAAGAGUCCAACAAUCAAUGAAAAAAUCACAUGGAGCUGCUCAAAGUCGACUGAACUCACAGUUGCCUGAUUCACAUGCACCAAUAACCAUGAAUUCAUUUAAGGUAGCAGAUUAUUUGACUGCUAAAGAAGACAAGGAAGCGUUUUCGAAAUUUUUAGUCCAGCGUAUAAUUGACGAAAAACAUAAAAAACGAAGGGAGCGUUCAAAAAUGAAUCUUCAAAAGUUAGAUGAUAUCAAUGUAGACAAUACUGAAGAUUAUAAUGUAGACGAAUCAUAUGAUACUUAUAAUGACGAUUACUCUGACGAGAUAGAAUUAGAAAAGUUGAAAUAAAGGUUGAAAAAUGAUAUGA
Cephus cinctus (wheat stem sawfly) is the source of this 1559-nucleotide messenger RNA. RefSeq lists its product as uncharacterized. The record is from RefSeq and is a predicted model, not a curated record. Bases 461 to 1540 code for a protein of 359 amino acids. The transcript is spliced from 3 exons. Gene Ontology annotation, biological process: rRNA processing. Lineage: Eukaryota; Metazoa; Arthropoda; Insecta; Hymenoptera; Cephidae.